Molecule: messenger RNA, 1175 nt
Organism: Lotus japonicus
Lineage: Eukaryota; Viridiplantae; Streptophyta; Magnoliopsida; Fabales; Fabaceae
Exons: 2
Coding region: 333-851 (172 amino acids)
Source: RefSeq, a predicted model, not a curated record
CCCAGGCCCCAGCCACCCAGACCCCACUCAGGCACUCACUCGGUCACUCCUUUCUCUCUCUCUCUCACGCACUUCAUUCUCUGGUUCACCUCACCUCACUCACGAUUCACACCACCACCAAAUCCACCACAGGACCACCGGCCGCACAACGCACCACCACGGCACCACCGGCACCGACACCAACAUCGUCCAUCUCUGCUGCUGUUGAAGCACAACUCAAAGCUAGUUUCAUUGAGGAGGGGUCAAAUCUCAAGGCUGAAGUUUCAGACUUUGAUGAUGACCCUCAAGUGGUUUCAUCAUUCCAGAAGUCAUUGCAAGAGAAAAAGGAGAGCAUGGCUAAAACGAGAUUUUUCUCUUUUGAGGAAAAGAAAAUCAAUUCUGGUGACAAGGUGGUGUUGUAUUUCACAAGCCUGAGAGGGGUGAGAAAGACUUAUGAGGAUUGCUGCAAUGUGAGGCUGAUUCUGAAAGGAUUGGGCUUCAAGGUAGAUGAGAGAGAUGUGUCAAUGCAUUUGGGGUUCAAGGAGGAGCUUAGAGAGCUACUGACUGAUGGGUUUGGAGGAUUGCCAAGGGUGUUUGUUGGGAGGAAAUACAUUGGUGGAGCUGAGGAGAUUCAGAAGCUUCAUGAGGAUGGGGAACUUGAGAAACUGCUUGAUUGUUGUGAGAGGAUUGAUGAUCACAAUGAUAUAAGGUUUGUGCCUUGUGAAACCUGUUCUGGAAGUUGUAAAAUCUACUAUGAUGAUGAUGAUGAUGAAGAAGAACAAGAUCAUGGUGAGGUAGGCGAGUAUGGAUUCCAGCGUUGUCCUGAUUGCAAUGAAAAUGGACUAAUACGUUGCCCCAUGUGCUACUGCUAGUUCUCUCUUUGUGAUGACAUUUAACACAACUUAAACCAAUUUUUUGAGUUGUGAUUCUGUGUAUUUUGUUUAUAGGUAGUUUUUGUUGUACAGUAUAAUCUUGAUUUGCUUCAUUGAUUGUAAGGAAGAAGAGGAAGAAAGUAGAAGAGUGAAUAGCAAGGUCUCUUACUCUAAGUCCCUUUGCACAACCAGUGCAUUUUACUUCAUAUAUACUUUUCAAUUUCCUUAUUCAGAAAUCAAAGAUGGAUUGUGUACAAUUUCCUUGCAAAACUGUAAUAGCAGAGUUACAAGGGUAUACUGUAUGAUAGCAUUUACAUUCUCUCA